Bombyx mandarina (wild silkworm) is the source of this 2102-nucleotide messenger RNA. RefSeq names its product alpha-(1,3)-fucosyltransferase 10 (gene FucTB). Lineage: Eukaryota; Metazoa; Arthropoda; Insecta; Lepidoptera; Bombycidae. Gene Ontology annotation, molecular function: alpha-(1->3)-fucosyltransferase activity. The record is from RefSeq and is a predicted model, not a curated record. Gene Ontology annotation, cellular component: membrane.
GUAAAAUUAGGGAUACAACUUAAAGUUAACUCUCAAAAGAAUAAUCAAAGUAAAAAAAGCGUAUAAUAUAUAUUAUUCAAAUCUACUGUCUCCACAAACAUAUUAUGAAGUAUGUAUUGUGUUCUCAGUUUUCGUCAACAUUCCUUGAAUAACUUGUUAUUGUUGUUAAACAAAAAUAUUUAAAAGUAAUUGGCAAUUAUUUGACUAUGUAUAUAUAAUAUAAUUUCACAUGUAAUAAAUGCCUAACGUCUCCCUCGUAUUAGGUUCAUUUAAUUUAAAAGCUGAUUGGAAAAUGACUUCAUUUGACCCAGGUAGUGGCAAUGCUCCUCAACAUAGUUCCGCAUAUAGUGGAACCGGUGGACGUGUUAGCUUGCCUCGUCUCUGGUCCCACACUAAUGCUUUCGGCCCUUAUUAUGGUUCUAUACAUUGUUGAUCAAGUACAAUACGAAGCAGAAUUGUAUUAUGCCAUCAUUGAAAUUACAUUGACAGCUUUGGCUCUCAUUAACUUGUUUAUUGUUGGGAAAUUGAGAGGAGCUAUUUAUGGAUUGUUCUAUAUUGAUUUAAUAAUCGCUUUCGGUAUGGACAUAUAUUACAUGCACAAAGAAAGGGGCUGGACUUUUUGAAAACACACUUGUGCAAUUGAUUUAAAAUCAUUGUGUGAUUAUAACAGGAAAACUCAUAUAGUGACUGUUUAGAGUAUGUAAUGAAUUUCCUGUUAUAUAUUGUGCAGCAUUGAAUGUUUGCAGUGAUAAUGUGACAAGUGAAAGAUUAAAUAGGAAGUUGAAAUCAACAAUGUUUUAUGUAAUGACAGUUAUGUUUUGUGGCUGUAAAAAACUGCUGAAAAUAACUUUGUGGAAUUUAUUCUGGAUAGUUUCGUUUUUAACAUUGGCAACUAUAUAUUGGAAUUAUAAUGAAAAUUACAGUGAAGUGGUAAAUGCAUCGGAAAACCCGUUGAUAAUUUGGUGGACGGAUGGUUUCCCGGGAUCGGCAGAGACUAAAUAUUGUUCAAAUAAUAUAAAAUGUGAUGUUUUUACAAUAGGAAAUCAAACUAAGUUGCAUAAUGUUGCAGCGUACCUAUUUUAUGGCAGCAGUAUUAACUUUGACAAUCUUCCAUUACCUAGAAGACCCAAAGAUCUAAUUUGGGGAUUAUACCAUGAAGAGUCUCCAAGAAAUACAGAAGAACUUUUAAGUGAGAAUGUACUGCAACUUUUCAAUUUUUCUGCAACAUACAGCAGAUACAGUGAUGUUCAUUUUCCUUUGCAAUAUCUGAAUUCUUUUGAAGAUAUUACUGACACGACUUAUUUUGUGAAAACCAAAGAUAAAGAUGAACUUUUGAAUGAAAUUGCCCCCAUUAUGUAUUUGCAGAGUGACUGCGAAACAUCCACAGAAAGAGAUUUAUAUGUACAAGAAUUGAUGAAGUUUAUAAAGAUUGAUUCUUAUGGGGCUUGUUUAAAUAAUAAACAUUUACCUUCGAAAUUCAAACGAGAUUAUUUAAAUAAUUUAAAUGAGGAGUUGUUUUUAAAAUUCAUUGCCAGAUAUAAAUUUGUGAUCUCAAUAGAAAAUGGGGUUUGCGAGGAUUAUAUUACAGAAAAAUUUUGGAGGGCUAUUAAAGUUGGAAGUGUUCCCAUUUAUUUUGGAUCUCCUUCUAUUCGCGACUGGCUUCCGAAUAACAAGUCUGCUGUGUUGCUAGAAGAUUAUCCGUCUCCGAAAUUAAUGUCAGAACAUUUAUACAAACUUUUAAAGAAUAACAACCUGUAUGAAGAAUAUUUAGAACAUAAAAUAAUGCAAAAAAUUUCUAAUAGGAAGCUUGUUGAAGAAUUCCGUUCGAAUCCAACUCAAAUAGAUACUUUAAAAACGACUAACAAAUUUGAAUGUUUAAUUUGUGAGAACAUUCAUGAUAAAAUAAACGGGAAAUCUGCUGUUAAUGUUGUCACCAAAAAGCAUUACAACUGCCCUAAGCCCAUCUCUGCGUUGACUUUGAAGGUAAAUCCAAACAAUAAUUGGGUAUUUUCUCGAGAUUUUGCCAUUGAAAAAGCAAAUAAUAUAUAUAACAAAAUAAUGAAUGAACAUUAAUUUUUAUUAAAUAUUUAUUUUUUUAUCAA